Phytophthora sojae is the source of this 1041-nucleotide messenger RNA. RefSeq lists its product as hypothetical. The record is from RefSeq and is a predicted model, not a curated record. Bases 1 to 1041 code for a protein of 346 amino acids. The transcript has a single exon. Lineage: Eukaryota; Oomycota; Peronosporomycetes; Peronosporales; Peronosporaceae.
AUGCGUGGCGGAUCAGUGAAAGAUGCGCUUAUCGUGGAAGUGCCGGGGAAGGAUCCAGUGAUACCUCGCACCGCUACCAUGGACGACCAGGAGAAGAUUGCUCAGGAAUGCAGCUCACUUGACGAUUGGAGCAUCGGCACUGUGCACGAGAUUCCAGCCAUCUCCAGAUUUAUGAGCCAGUUGGGUGGAUGUACCGAGACUGGGAAGAUCUUUUGGCGUCUGGAAGACAAGCAGGUCGUGUCGCUGAUCAUCGAUGGGUGGUUCCGGGAGUCCACCACUGAGAAUCGCAAUGCUCUUGAGAACAAGAAGAGCAUUCUCAUUGGGUCUCCGGGAAUCGGCAAGUCGACCCUGCUGUGCCUGAUGGCCUUCUACCUCGUGUUCAAGCGCAAGAAGAAUGUGUUUUUGUAUCGGCGGACGUAUGAACAGGGGUUCAACAGGUGUCUCCUAUAUAUGACACACGACGCGGUCCAAGUGGUCUGCUUCUCAGUCCCUUCGUUGGAAGACCCUGAGGCGAGCGAAAUCUAUGAAGCGCUCACCAGUCAAAUCUGCGCCAAGAAUAUCUGGGUCCUGUUGGAUGGGUUUCCUUACGGUGAAAUCCCCGCGGGUUUCGAGCCAUUUGACAUGCUCGCAACAUCGCAGCAAGUGGACCUGAAGUCCCUGGAGGCAGUUGGCUCGUAUUGCUGCCUUUUGCCUAGUUGGUCAAAGACGGAUCUGAUGUCGUUGGGAAGAUUGCUGUACGAGUUUGCGGAGGAUGAAAUGGAGACUAGAUUCUAUUAUUCCGGUGGCAGUGUGCGCGACUUCACGAUGGACACGGUAGACGACAUGCGUCGAGGCGUCGACAACGUUGUUACCAGAUCAGAGAAUACGCAGCUGCUUUUUUCGUCGAGGGGUUCGAUUUUGUCUGGGAACUCACAAUUUGAUCGUCUGCGUCGCACGUUUGUGGAAAACUCGAGUGAAAUCGCUCAGUUCGCCUUGCCACGACAUUGGGAACAAGUCAUUGACUCGGAAUACGCUCUCCGCAGCCUCUCUGAGCCCGGAUGA